Messenger RNA from Nomascus leucogenys (northern white-cheeked gibbon), 5739 nucleotides. Lineage: Eukaryota; Metazoa; Chordata; Mammalia; Primates; Hylobatidae. The record is from RefSeq and is a predicted model, not a curated record.
UCCUGUUCCGGUUGGGUCGGCGCGGGCUUCUCAGGCCACACGUGGGAUUCGGUCCGAGUGCUCCUGUGGGCUGCUGCUCCUGCGGUUGGUGAGAUUACCUGGGUCUAGAGUGCGGAGCUGCUCCGUGGCCACGAGGACGUCACCAUGCCUAAAGAACCAAAGGGAAAAAGUGCAGGACGGGAAAAAAAAGUCAUCCAUCCAUAUAGUAGAAAAGCAGCUCAAAUUACAAGAGAGGCCCACAAACAAGAAAAAAAGGAAAAAUUGAAGAAUGAAAAGGCCUUGCGUCUCAACCUUGUUGGUGAAAAACUGCAAUGGUUUCAAAAUCAUCUUGAUCCCCAAAAAAAGAGAUAUUCAAAGAAAGAUGCUUGUGAACUAAUUGAAAGGUACUUAAAUCGAUUCAGCAGUGAGCUGGAGCAGAUUGAGUUACAUAACAGUAUCAAGGACAGGCAGGGGAGGCGGCACUGUUCCCGGGAGACCGUCAUCAAGCAGACGAUGGAGCGGGAGCGACAGCAGUUUGAAGGAUAUGGCCUUGAGAUUCCAGACAUUCUAAAUGCAAGUAAUCUGAAAACAUUUAGGGAAUGGGACUUUGAUCUGAAGAAAUUACCAAACAUUAAAAUGAGAAAAAUUUGCACUAAUGAUGCAAUUCCCAAGAAGUGCAAGAGGAAAACUGUUAUAACUGUAGACCAAGAUUUGGGGGAAUUGGAACUAAACGAUGAAUCAAGUGGUUCAGAUGAGGAAAUGACUGCAGUGGCCUAAUUGUCUUCACUUGAAUUGAAAAUAAAUAAUUUGAGAGAUUCAAAUUAUAUUCAUUAAUUAUGGUACCUAAUUGUCAAGAUACAAGAAUUUGAUACUGACAUUCUCUUAUAUGAUGAGAGUUUCAUUUGCAGUUUCAAAAAUGGUGUUAUAUAUUUUAAAAUGAAGAUUGUUUUUCAUUUACAUUAAGUUGCUAAAAUAGAUAGACGUGAUCUGCAGAAGUUGUUUAGUCUUCAUCUGAAUUUCGGGCCGGGAGGGAGCAAUAUCUAAGGACAAAAAAUGUUUUGUUUUUUUUGUGUACUUAUGAUCACCUAAUUUCACGUUUUGUGAAAUGGACAGUAACCUGUUUCCUAAAAGAUUCCUGUGGGUACUUUUUGAGCUGUGAUAAUAGCAAAAUUGUUUUUCGGUAAUAAUAUCACACUAAUGCUUCUUUUAAACAUUAAACCUAUGUUCCUUUUUUACAAAAUAAGGGAAAAUGUGAUAAGAAGUUUGUAUACACUGGUGGAUUAUAGAUUAUUAUUUAUCUUUUGAACCAGAGUUAAAUGGUAAAAAAAAAAUCAGUGAUGAUUGUUAUGUUGAUCUCCCACAAUUAAUUUAUCUUUUGACAAAGGGGAUAAAGAGUUUUAGUUUGGCUCCUUUUAAUUGUAUAUUAUUUUUUGCUUUUUUAUUGUGAAAAGUGAUAGGUUUUAUUUGUGGAGAGAAUUGAAGAUUAGAGAACCAGUGAUUUUAAUUAUGCUACUUUUUCUUCUAAGAGAUAAAUUGACAUAUAAUUCAAUAUUUUCAGUGCCAUGAAAAACAUGAAUGUUGUAUAAUUUUCUUCCUCAAAAAACUUUUUAAAUGCAAGUAUCCUUAGUAUUUUUUUAAAAGAGCACGAUGCAGAUGUAUUUGAGUAUUUUCAAGAAAAGAAUAAAAACAUUAAUGCAGUAUUAGGUUAACUGGAUAUCAGCCAAGCCUCAUUAACAGUUAAAAGUAUUAUAACUUUUUUUACUUCUGAAAAUUAAAAAUAAAAUUUAUUUCUGCAAUUUCACUUCUUACAAUCCUAAUUUUUUUUUAUAGUAACUUAUGUUGAUUAGUUAGUAAUCUGUGUAAAAGUGUGGUUUUAGGAUUACAUGAGUAGUUAAUGUCUGAAAGUUUCCUCCCCUCUCGCUUUUGCCUCAUAGUCUUAAAAUGGUUGUAAAAACUGAGUCAUAAAUUGCAUUAAAGAGAAUAAGAACUGCUUUAUCUGGACUGACACUUAAAAGCCCCUAAUGUUAGAUGAAUAACUUGUGAAAAAUGACAGAUUGUCCUCCUUCUUAAACAUUUGUUUCUAGUUUCCCCUGUGUUGUCAAAGCAAAGAUUACAACUAACAAGUUACACUGCUGGGAAACUAGAAUAGGACAAGACAUAUGGGAAGGCCGCACCUUUGCAUCUUACUGUCUCUGUAAGUACAGUUGACCCUCCCUAUCUAAGGGUACUGCAUCCUUGGAUCCAACCAACCACAGAUGAAAAAUAGUCCGGAAAAAAAAGUAUGUACUGAACGUGCAGAAUUGUUUCUUGUCAUUAUUCUUUAAACAAUACAUUGUAAUGACUAUUUCCGUAGUAUUAGGUAUUAUAAGUAAUCCAGAAAUGAUUUUAAGUAUACAAGAGGAUAUACAUAGGUUAUAUGCAAAUACUACACCAUUUUUGUAUCAGGGAUUUCAGCAUCCAUGAAUUCUGGUAUCCGAAGGAGGUCCUGGGACCAGUCCUCCACACAUACCGGGGGAUGACUGUAAUAAAGAGUAUUACAAGGACCUGUUUCUCUACUGGCCGAAUCCAUCAGCCUUGCUUGACAUUUCCCAUUUGGGAUUUUGGUACUUACCAUUCCCUCUGCCUGCGUUGCCAUUCCCCUGAGCUUUUGCAAGGCCGACAAUAACUGAAUUUUCUCUCUUCCUUUAGGUCUGAGCUUAAAAGUGUCCGCUCUAUCUAAAGCAUCUCUACUCCCACACCCUUGCUACUCUUGGUAAUCGCUAUCACAGCACCCAGUUUAGGAUCACUGGAUACAUAAUGAUAGUGAUUAAUGAUCUAGGAAUGUUUGCUAUAAUUUCUGGUGGUGAGGGAGGGUGUUAAGUUCAGAUUUUGGGCAGAGGAGUUGGCUCAUGUAAUUAGCAGACUGGUAGAAAGCCCUGUAGGUCCUUAGAAGUUGGACAUUUGGAAAGGACCUUGUUUUUCACUGUCACCAAACCUCUUAGAUUCUAAUAUCUUGCUUUUAAUGUUUACUAUCCAUGCAAUCAUCUGAAUCCGCUAUUAUCUCUGAAUAGAAAAAUGCUGUUAUAUUCUUAUUUUUCUAUAUCCAAGACUUAUUCUUGAGAAAAUCCCUCUUUAGAUUACAUCGUGAUUUCUCUUAAACUUUUUUUAAAGCAGGUUUGAAAGUCCACAUAGUUUAUUUUCAUUGGUUUCCCUCUGUUUGUGUAUUUAUUUAUUUGUACCAUGUCAUGAGUUAGUCAACGUAGGUUUGCUUUAAAAUAAUUAUAUAUUCAGACCCUUGUAAAAUCUUAAAAAUGUAUGCGUGGUUGGACGUUGCAAAUACAAAUAUCAGUCUGUUAGGCAAGAAGUGUGGAAACCACAAGCAAGGUUUGCGUCACUUGUUUAAUAUACAAAGUCUUUCACAGAUAAUUAUUUUCUUUUUCUUAAUUUGCUUUAGUACACAUGAUUCACAAAACAGUAAAUUGUUAAUGCAAGAGAAUUAUGUAAAACCAAAAUAGUACAAAUGCCUAAUUUCAAAAACUGCACACAGUUAAAAUAAUUUUUCCUCCUUUGUUUUAAUGCAGUAUCCAAUUUCAAAAUGGGCUUUCUUUAGAUGUGGAGGAAACACUGCAGCCCAAAAUAACAGUACUUCCUUUCAACUGUGUUGAUAUGUAAAAUAGCACCAUUGGGCUGACUUAGGAAAGAAAAAAGGUUUUCAUCUUUCUUAAUUAAAGUAUUAUAUAACAACUAUAAUAAUAAUGAUACUAAUAACUUUUAAGAGCUGUACUCUGUUCUAAAAUAUUCAUUUUCAAGGCAAGGAAGGGUAAACUAUAUGGGGCAGAUGGAAGAAUCUUCCCACCUCAGCCCCAGGACUCUUAUAAUUUCCCUUAAUGGUGUCAUUGCUCUAAUGAGCUAAUUUUCCUGCCAAUGAAUACAUGUUUUAAAGAGUACCCAAGGACCUUUUGUAAAACAAGAUAAAAUAUAACUAUGAGGUUGUCUCUCUGGGAACUAUAAUCACGUGUAGAAGCAGCACAGAGUGAGAGUUAAUGCUGGGGUGUUUUGAAAGACUCGUUCAGUCUACACCUAUCUUCCUUCAGGUUACACACUGCUGUAUCUCAGGUUGUUGGGCUCACUUUAGUUUAGAUUUUGUUCAUUUUUAUUUUGUUUUUGUACUUAAGCUUAAUUGCCUUUUGGGCUUUACUUUUUGAAAAAUUGGAAUUUCUUUCUUUUACAAUUUAAUCUUUACUCCUGUAAGAUAAGAGUGAUAGUUCUUUAAAAAAUUAACAGCAUCAAUGUCUGGUUUAUGGUAUUGAUAAUACUGAAGAUUCAUGAUUGUAAAGAGCCAAGGUUUUUAACGCAACUGUAAUUUCAUUCUUCAAUUUUAGUCCUUUUUUUUCAAUUCCGUUUUAUUUCUUCCAUGAGCAGGUAAACAUGCCUCAAAAUUUGCAUUCUGUAGAGCAGUUCUUCUUUUUGAAGGGUAUAGUCAGUCUACAAAAAAGCGCUGCCACAAAACUAAAUCGUUUUAUUGUUUGAAAGGGCAAAUGUUCCAUUGCCACACAGAAUGUAAAAAGAAAAUAAUCAACAUUAGAUUUUAAAUGCAGGUAGUUAUUUCAGAUGUUUGAACCAUAAACAACCAUUGCUGAAAAGCUUCUUAAAAGCUUGAAAUUCAGAACUUCAGGGUUUCAAAAAGUCAGAAGAAUAGCAAAAUCAAGUGUUGACUUUUAACCUGCCAGGAAACUAUAUUAUUUUCUCAUUUCAACAAUGUCCAAGCCCAUAAAAGUUAAUUGCAAGAAUUUAGGUAUAGUUUUAAAAUCCCAUGUCCUCUUUUACUAUUAAUACAAUAAUGCUUACCUUUGCAUUUUAUUCUAGACAUAUUUUCUUAGUGUUAAGUGUAGCCCUUAAUAAAUGAGGCUUUAUUUUAGCCAAUCAUCCUCUACUGUGAAAUCAGCCCUGCAACAUAUCUUGUUUAGGUUCGUACAGAAUUUAAACAAUAUUUUCCAUGUUAAUUAAAGUAAAUAAUUAUUUUACUUUCAGAGCAAACAAAAGAGAAAUCAACAUUUCUUUGUUUGCUGAUGUCUAGAUGUUUUUCCCCGGGAAUAUCUAUAAGCAGCAUGUUGCCAUUACUAACCCACAGGGAAAAUGGAUUAGUAAAAAGCUUAGGACAGUUAACAGGAAAAUUGCAUUAAGGUUAAUCCCUUGGAUAUGGUGCCAUGGUUAAAUCACCCACAGAUUUGUUAUUCAUAAAUGUAUUUAUCUUAAAUAUUUAAAAUGGGCAUUUAAGAGGAAUUUAAUAUACAGUUUAAUUUGUUUAAGGUCCACUGUUUUUUAAAACAUUACUUAUAUCCUUAUUUAUACAGAAUUUUUGGUUCAGUUUAGUUACCUCAACUUUGUUUUCCCUAUGCUUAUAACAAGUUUUAAGAAAGAUGAGUUUUAAACCUUUUGUUUCCUGACUGAAUACCUUAACGUUUUCCCCGCAUAUAUACAUGAAUACACACACGCCAUACACACACACAAAAUUGACAUUGUUUACCUUUUGUUUAUUUCUAGUAAUCAAGACUAUUUGGACUCAGUGUCAGCCACUACUAAUAUUCAUACCAUCUUUCUCCUCAUUUAAAGGUUUUUUUGUUUUUUUCCUUUUUCCUAUGAUCUGUGAAGAACAAGCACACUGAUAAUUACAAAGUGCAUCCAUGUGAUACCCAGAUUUGUGCAAUGUGAUACUCAUGCUUUGGUUCUUAUGGCCAUCAUUGCCUUUUCAUGUUAAUAAAUAAUGACAGCUAACAAAAA